UGACCUCACGAAUGAAUUUCCAAAUCUGGUGGAGAGAAUGCAUGAGGCCACGUGGAUACAUGAGUUCCAUGUAACAGAUCAAAAGCACAAACUGUUAUGCCUCCAUUACUGAAUUACUGAUACAGCAGAACAAGAAAGAGAGUAAGAAGUAAAGAAAAUCAUAUCAUCAAUGGCUUCUCUUGCAACCUUAGCUGCUGUUCAACCAGCUGCGAUCAAUGGCCUUGCUGGAAGCUCCCUCACUGGAACCAAGCUCUCUUUCAAGCCCUCUCGCCAGAGUCUCAAAUCCAAGAACUUCAGGAAUGGUGCUGUGGUAGCAAAGUAUGGUGACAAGAGUGUGUACUUUGAUUUGGAGGAUUUGGGUAACACCACAGGGCAGUGGGACUUGUAUGGCUCAGAUGCACCUUCACCCUACAAUUCUCUUCAGAGCAAGUUCUUUGAGACAUUUGCUGCUCCAUUCACAAAGAGAGGAUUGCUUCUCAAGUUUCUGAUAUUAGGGGGUGGAUCCACCUUGGCAUACUUCAGUGCAACAGCCUCAGGUGAUAUUCUACCAAUCAAGAAGGGUCCACAACUCCCACCAAAGCUUGGCCCUCGUGGCAAGAUCUAAUUUCAUUUGUAUCAGAACUCAAUCUGUUGAGUUCCUUUGUAAUUUUUUUUUUCUGGUUUGCAUGAUGUGUAAGUAUGCUUACAGACCACUAUUCAAAGAUGCUUCUUUCAGGUCUCAUUGAGUGGCAUUACUUUGGUUUUCAAUUGAAGCAAAGACCUAUAAAUGUUUACCUUAUUACCUCUUCAA
Messenger RNA from Vigna unguiculata (cowpea), 790 nucleotides. Its product is annotated as photosystem I reaction center subunit VI, chloroplastic-like. The record is from RefSeq and is a predicted model, not a curated record. Gene Ontology annotation, cellular component: photosystem I; chloroplast thylakoid membrane; photosystem I reaction center. Gene Ontology annotation, biological process: photosynthesis. NCBI's taxonomy places the organism in Eukaryota, Viridiplantae, Streptophyta, Magnoliopsida, Fabales, Fabaceae.